Molecule: messenger RNA, 465 nt
Organism: Nematocida minor
Lineage: Eukaryota; Fungi; Microsporidia
Exons: 1
Coding region: 1-465 (154 amino acids)
Source: RefSeq, a predicted model, not a curated record
AUGGAAGAGCAAGCCGUGGUGGAUGUCCUUGAGAUCAAGCUCUUGGCAAAAAGAAACGACUGCAUCCAAGCCCUGUACACAUCAUGCAGUAAGCGCAUAGACCACUUCCUAGCACACAAUCCUGCCCUAGGCGCCCUCACAGUGUCCCAGUACUUGGAAAACAUCGAAGCAGAGAAUCUCCGAAUAAAAGAAGAGCAAGAAGAAAAACAAAGACAGCUGCAAAAGCAGGAAGCCAGAGAAAAACAAGCAGAAAAAGAGAAAAACAAAAAAAGAAAAAACGACAGAGCUAAUGAAAGCAGCAAAAGAAGAAAGUCAAUGAUUGUAACUAUAGACGAUAUCUCGUUCUCCUUCGGCAAGGAAGAGCUAGAGCAAAUCACAGGACAGGAGAAACAGGUAGACCCAGAGGUUAAAAAUAUCCUUCUGAAAAUGAACGAUCUUUUCAAACAGCUGGGAAAGAAAAAAUAA